Trypanosoma conorhini is the source of this 508-nucleotide messenger RNA. RefSeq lists its product as uncharacterized. The annotation marks the transcript as partial. NCBI's taxonomy places the organism in Eukaryota, Euglenozoa, Kinetoplastea, Trypanosomatida, Trypanosomatidae. The record is from RefSeq and is a predicted model, not a curated record. The transcript has a single exon.
UACCGGGACGCCGCGGCAGCACGGGCGCGGGCGGCCAGAACGCGCUCCCCGUCAGAUCGCAACGGCGGCUAGCCCGCGCGACCGGCCGGCAGGUCACUCGCUCGGAAGCCUUCCCUCUACUUCAAGAGGGGCAUGGCAACGCAGCGCCGCCGGUUCCUUAGGGCUUUCCCCGCGCAAAGGCUUCUGCCGCAUCGGUGGCGGCGGGCGCCGAUCUGGGGUGCUUCCUCGCCUUCGCGGCGCGCAACUUUACGAGAUGGUUUCCUUUCGAGCGCGUCGCGCGCGCGGUGUCAUCAGCUUUCGCGGCCGAAGAGCUCAAAUGGCGAGAAGCAUACGCACGCGGCGUGCUGCAAGCCAUCUAUUGUCGUCUGCGGCGUCGAGUUUGGAGAAGACUGUGGGUGCCAGCGGCUUUUGGCGGCGGCGCGCAUGGGGAUCUCCAUGUCGAAGUUUGAGCCGCUGCCAAAUUCUGCCGCUUGGGGAUGCAAAAUGGCUACUGCGGGCGCUUUCGUAA